Anguilla anguilla (European eel) is the source of this 3185-nucleotide messenger RNA. RefSeq names its product ecto-NOX disulfide-thiol exchanger 1-like. Bases 780 to 2549 code for a protein of 589 amino acids. Gene Ontology annotation, molecular function: protein-disulfide reductase activity; RNA binding. The transcript is spliced from 14 exons. Gene Ontology annotation, cellular component: plasma membrane; external side of plasma membrane. Gene Ontology annotation, biological process: ultradian rhythm. The record is from RefSeq and is a predicted model, not a curated record. Lineage: Eukaryota; Metazoa; Chordata; Actinopteri; Anguilliformes; Anguillidae.
UUGUAUUAUUGGCUGCACAGCAUAAUGCUCGUUUUCAGUUUGAAGAUAAAACGGUUUGCAAUAACAGAAUACUAAGCCUCCAAUUAGCAUGAAGCAUGCAUAAUAAACUAUUUAAGGUGGAGAGAGUUGUUUCACACGUGGUGGAACACUUAACUGCGAUUAAGUACAUACAGAGGAUUCCUUUCUCCUCUAUUCUAGAUAUUUGGGCUUCAAUGUACGGUGUCACAUCGAAGAGAAGGAUAUGCAACCUGCACGACAUAAUUUGCACCUUGUGGGUGUAAGGAAGCAAUCUGACGCCGAGUCGUGCACGGCGAUCCGUGUAGCGCGCAUCAGUUUGGUCAAAGGCGAACGAAACGAGCUCCUGAGCUGAAGCAAAGGGGGGUUAACAGCAGCGACAGCAGCUGUGCCGUCAAAUCUUGGUUCACGUCAAAGAAAUAGCGUAUCGUCUGCGUCCUUCAAAUGAAUAAGCGUGAUUCGUUGUGGGAAUACUGAACAUUUCUAUUUUUUUUACGGUAAGAACCUGGUUUGUUCAAUGUUUUUUUCCCCUCACCAUUCCUCUCCUGUUCGGUGCGUGCUCCAUGUAUGUAUGUCCGAAUGCUUAUUGCAUCGGAGGUUCCGCCAGCGACACUGAUUACAAACUGAAGCAAAGAGAAGACUCGGCGGGAUAGGUUUAUUCUGCUCCGACACACCACACAAGAGCGGACAGUUUAGGGAGUUCAGGAACGGAGCAGACCAGCCUCAGCGUGCCCCUGGCGGACCCUGGAGCCUGGGCCACAGCGAUGAAUAACCUGGGCAUCGUGCCUGUGGGAAUGCCAGGGCAGCAGCUGGUUGCAGAUUCUGUCUGUAUACCAGGAUUUGACCCCGGCUUGGGCAUCAUCGCCCCAAUCAACCCCAUGAUGGCAGGGAUCCGGCUAGUGGCCCCUCCCCCCGUGCCAGUCGAGCUGCCCGUCAUCAAGGAGAUCAUACACUGCAAGAGCUGCACUCUCUUCCCACAGAAUCCCAACCUGCCGCCUCCUUCCACCCGGGAGAGACCCCCAGGGUGCAAGACUGUGUUCGUGGGAGGUCUUCCCGAAAAUGCCAGCGAGGAGAUCAUCCGGGAGGUGUUCGACCAAUGUGGUGACAUCAUCGCCAUCCGCAAGAGCAAGAAGAACUUCUGCCACAUCCGCUUCACGGAGGAGUUCAUGGUAGAUAAGGCCCUCUACCUGUCAGGCUACCGGAUGCGCAUCGGGUCGAGCACGGACAAAAAGGACUCGGGGCGCAUCCACGUGGACUUCGCCCAGGCGCGGGACGACCUGUACGAGUGGGAGUGCAAGCAGAGGCUGCUGGCGCGCGAGGAACGCCACAGGCGGAAAGUCCAGGAGGACCGCCUGCGCCCCCCCUCGCCCCCGCUCAUAAUGCACUAUUCCGAGCACGAGGCGGGCCAGCUGGCUGACCGGCUCAAAGAUGACGGCAAGUUCAGCGAGGCCACGGCGGUGCUGCUGACCUGGAUCGACCGCGGCGAGGUCAACCGCCGCUCCGCCAACCACUUCUACUCCAUGAUCCAGUCGGCCAACAGCCACGUGCGGCGGCUGCUCAGCGAGAAGGCCCAGCACGAGGAGGAGAUGGAGCUGGCCAGGGAGCACUUUAAGAACGCCAUGCUGUCCAUCCUCACGCAAUUCGAGCAGAUUACGGCCGUGUUCUCCGCCGCCACCAGGCAAAAGGCAUGGGACCAUUUCUCAAAAGCGCAGCGCAGGAACAUAGACAUGUGGCGAAAGCAGUGCGAGGAGCUUAGGAACGCGCACAGCGAGGAGAUCAUGGGAAUACGAAGAGAGGAGGAGAUGGACAUGUCUGACAACGACGAUGACGAAAAUCCCUGCAAGAAAAUGCGAUUAAAUGACUCAGGCCUGGAGGCGCAGACCUACGCUCUGAGAGAGGAGAACGACAGCCUGCGGUGGCAGCUGGACGCCUACAGGAACGAGGUGGAGCUGCUGAAGCAGGAGCAGGGCAAGGCCUACCGCGCCGAGGAGGACCACGCCCAGGAGCACCAUCACCGCUUACUGCAGCAGACCCUGCACAGCAUGCAGCAGCAACUGCUAGGCCUCCAGGGGGAGUUGAAGAGAAAGGAGUUGGAGCUGGAGCAGGCCAGGGACCAGCAGAGGAGCCUGGAGGGGGAGCUAAGCGCCCUGAGGGAGACGCUCCUGAAUGGCCUGGAAUGUUCGGAGAUGAGCUCCACAGAGGGGUCUGAGAAGGCUGUGAACGGGUGCGCGGUGGUGUCCUGUCACGCGCAGGAGCGGAGCGUGGAGGCCUUGGUCCCUGGCCCUCUCAGAUCGGAGAAAGAGGCCCUGCUGCUUGGGAUUAUAUCCACCUUCCUUCACGUCCACCCCUUUGGAGCUAACAUAGAGUACCUGUGGUCAUACAUUCAAAGGCUGGACACAAAGGUCUCCGCGGCGGAGCUGGAGCGGCUCAUGGUCCGGCUGCCCCGCAUGUUCAAGCAGGAGUUCAGCGGCGUGGGGGCCACUCUGGAGAAACGCUGGAAGUUCUGCGGCUUCGAGGGCAUCCAGUCCGUGUGAGGGCCCUGGGAGGGCGACAGACUUGCUGGGAUGGGGGUCCCUGAGGGGUGGAUCCCCCCCCCCGUGCGGAAGUUUCUGUGUGAUAACCGUGGAAACCUUCUGGGCAGAAGAAACCGUGAGGUGGUGAGGACAGAGAUGGAAACCACAAAAGGAUUUUACCAUUCUCAGAAUGGAUUUCUUCAUUCUGAAGGCAGAUUGCAUAGCAUUACUGUCUUAAGAUACGGUUCCGUCUUGAUAGGGAAGAGACUGCAAAACUUCUGAAGCAUGCAAAUGCUCUGAGGCAAGUCUUCACAGAUUUAAAAGGAUAUUUUUUUUGUGACCUUUACCGAAAACUAAAAACAGUCAGUGCAUUUCAGAGGGAUUUUUUCCCCUCGCUGAUACAUUCUUUCUCCUUGAGAUCAGUGCUUCAGCGUUGCUGAAACACCCUGCCCAACUUGUGACGCGAUCCAGUUUGGAAUGUGCAUAUUUACACGGGACGUGCCAUUUUUGCAUAUCAUCUGGGAUGCACACCAUCUCUUUUCUUCCUUUUACUGUAUGCUGAGUAUGUACUAUACAUUCUGUUUGUGUUCAGUUUGUUGUUAAGUACAGUAUCCUCUUGUGUAAAUUAUUUUUAACAAAUAAAGGUUUUUAUUCAAA